AUGGCUGAGUUUUGGACGGCAGUUGAAGUGCCCCAUCCCACCAAUGGAGUGGGUGUUCCCAAGCCCAUCCUCUUCACACCUGACAGCGAGCGGCCUCGGCAAGCCCAUGCCAUGGCAUCCAUCCGCUGGGAAAUGUACAUUGGAUCGAAGCACCACUCCAAGGGUCGAAUCGCUUUACAGGAGCGUCACGACAAGAAGAAGUGCAUUCCUCGGUUUCGAUUUCUCUUGGAGGCUCGACGAAUCUCGCUUGAUGGUGCAAGAAUGAGUGAUGCUGUCUACUUCGAAAGUAUUCGACUUCCCGUCACGUGCAAGUGGACGACAGAGUUGGAUUCCACUGUGGUGAGUACGAACCGUCUCGGCAAGGUUGUUUGUCUUGAAUUCCCCCCCAACAUGUUUGGCAUUAAGAAGGUUCACAUCAACAUGACGUUGGCCAACAGACACCUCAUGUCAGAGGCUGUCAAGCUUGCUGACAAGAACCGCCGCAGCAUCCUAUUCGGAGGAGCCUGA
Molecule: messenger RNA, 507 nt
Organism: Seminavis robusta
Lineage: Eukaryota; Bacillariophyta; Bacillariophyceae; Naviculales; Naviculaceae
Source: the annotation of a GenBank genome assembly